AUGAAAAUAAUAAUGAACACUAUGGAUGUUAAUCCUAUAGAGAAUAAUGGAAAUAAAAAAAUUCACUUAAUAAAUAUAGAAUCGAAUGAUAUGAAAACUUGUUCAAGAAGAGGUCGAAAAUCAACAAUUCCACCAGAACUUAGAGAACAAACAAGACGUAUUAAAAAGCAAAACAUUGAAAGAAGUCGUCGUGCAUGUAUAGCAAAUAAAAUGUCUGAAUUACAUAAAUUAGCCAUGAAUUUGAUUGAAUUAAAUAUAUCAGAACAACAAAAAACGGAAAAAGUGGAUAUAUUAGGUAUGUGUUAUGAAGUGUUUAAAAACGUGGCAGUAUUAUUGAAUGAAAACCCAGAAUUGAAAGAGAAAUUAAAACAAAUGUGCCAUGAAGUUAGAUCAAAAUUCUUUAAUAAACAGCAUGAUAUAUCUAAUAAUCAUUAUGAUAUAACCGUUAAUAAAUCAAAUCAAUCUAUUACUCAUUCAACUAUUCAUCAAUCACCAUCAUCAUGGAAUAAAGAAAAUUAUAAUCUUACAAAUCAAAGUUUAUUAAUUCCUUCUGAAUUGAGCGCAUUUACACCUAUAAGUAAGAUAAAAGAUACUAAUUUACAUAAUUUUACUCAAUUAAAUUAUCAAUCUACACCAAUCCAAUUACCGUUUAUUAUAAAUGAUAGUGGUUAUUUUGAAAUGAAUCAUUCAUCACCUUCAUUCAUUCAUACAAAUCCUAUUCAUUUAAGAACAGUACAUAUGUCUGAUGAAUGUAUUUAUACACCUCAAUCAUCAUCUUUACAAAUGAAUUCUAUUAUAUCAAAAUUACAAUCAAAAGAAAACAUAUUGGUGAAUGAAACGCAUACAAAUCAUCAUGAAACGACUAAAGAGAAUAUUAUGUGGCGGCCAUAUUUAGACUAG
Messenger RNA from Schistosoma guineensis, 900 nucleotides. The record is from the annotation of a GenBank genome assembly. Lineage: Eukaryota; Metazoa; Platyhelminthes; Trematoda; Strigeidida; Schistosomatidae.